AUGCGAGUGAUGGGCAUCAUCCCCACCGAACUAGACAAGAAGGAGGAGGUAGAUUAUGACGGCAACCAGAACAAACACCUGCUGUUUGAGAAGAAGCGGCGCACAUUGAUCGGGCAUGUGUCGAUGCUGGCGGCAAGAGGACCACAGGGUGGCGACGGCCACGAACUUGGAAGGUCGGCAGGUGAUUUGAACGCUUCUUUUCUGGAGGAAGUCUUGCGCAAGGAGAAAGAGAGCAUGGAGGUCAUGGCACGAAUGGCGAAGAAAGACAUUCAGAAGACCGUCAUAAAGGAGCUCGAGAGUCGACUGGAGUUCGAAAAGGGGAAAAAGAAGCAGGAG
This is a messenger RNA of Symbiodinium necroappetens, 336 nucleotides long. Lineage: Eukaryota; Dinophyceae; Suessiales; Symbiodiniaceae. The record is from the annotation of a GenBank genome assembly.